CUGCUGUUCAAAGAAUGGGCGGGUAUAUAAACAUACACGAGUAAACAGGUAUAAUCAUUCUCUGAAUUUUCAAAGAGACACUGAACCGAACUGCUUUGCAAUGCCCAGGAACACAUGCGAAUACCAGCUGCUGUUUCUGCUCUGUUUUCUGAUGAAAAACUGUCAUGCUUUCAAAAAUGAUGCCACUGAAGAGUUGUAUGGGCACAUGGUCGCAUCACCUCACGAGACUCCGAACAACGCCUCUUUAAAUCGAGCACGCAACGGAGGAAGACGAACGGAGAGCCGAGACCAAAAAGAACAGCACCAGGUCGGUUGCAGGGAGCUGAGGUCCACUAAAUACAUAUCUGACGGCCAGUGCACAAGCCUGAAUCCUGUAAAGGAGUUAGUGUGUGCCGGAGAAUGUCUACCCACCCACCUGCUUCCCAACUGGAUCGGUGGAGGUCACUACUGGAGCAGACGUGAUGCCCAGGAGUGGCGCUGUGUCACUGACCGCACACGCACCCAGCGCAUUAAACUCCAGUGCCAGGACGGCAGCACACGCACCUAUAAGAUCACCGCUGUCACAUCCUGCACGUGCAAGAGAUACACACGCCAACACAACGAGUCCUCUCAUGCACCUCAGAGUCCCUCAAAGGAUCCUCAGAACCCCAAGAAGAGAAAAAGCAAAAAUAAAAAUUCAAAGCUCAAUCCUAAAAAUGAAUAGCGUCUACAACCCUGUGCUCAUUGAAGGAAAGGGACUAUGAACU
Messenger RNA from Rhinichthys klamathensis goyatoka, 746 nucleotides. RefSeq names its product sclerostin domain containing 1b (gene sostdc1b). The transcript is spliced from 3 exons. Gene Ontology annotation, molecular function: BMP binding. NCBI's taxonomy places the organism in Eukaryota, Metazoa, Chordata, Actinopteri, Cypriniformes, Leuciscidae. Gene Ontology annotation, biological process: negative regulation of BMP signaling pathway; negative regulation of Wnt signaling pathway. The record is from RefSeq and is a predicted model, not a curated record. The coding region runs from base 101 to 703 and encodes 200 amino acids.